AUGGCCAAGGAGGCAUCGUGGAAGCAGUUGCUGGAUUCAGUGGAAACCGAUCCAUGGGGAAGACCGUACAAGAUGGUUCUUAAAAAGCUUAGACCAUUGGCCCCCCCAAUCACCGAGAAUAUGGAUCGGGAAUUACUAAGCAAGGUCAUCGAUACGCUGUUUCCACGACAAGAAGAGGAAGCGGAAGAUGACCCCUUGUCGCACUGUGAGGAAGAGGACACGACCCUCCAGGAGGGGAGGGGAUGCCCUCAGAGCAGUGAAGCAUCGGUAGGGGAGCACGAGGCGGGGGAGGGAUACCCCAGUACCGGCGUAAGAGUGGGUGGUCAAGCGGGCCCCACUGCGUCGUUAGCUAGCGACCGUGGCCGUGUGGGGGUGGGCCACCGGGCCCCCAUACGCGUAAACGCGUCCGGUGAAGAAACAGAAGACGUCGCGAUGGAGGAGACCCGCGAGGGUGGGCCUCCAAUAAGGACGAAAACGAACAUCGAAGCAGCAAAAAACCGCGGAAGAAGCGGGGCGAGAAAAGCGGAGAGGACGGGACCCGAGGACAGGAAUAGAAGCAACAGCCGGGGAGGGAAGCCGACACCGACGUCGUCGCACGCCCCGCUCGCGGUCCCGUCAACCCCGCUUCCAACCGCAGCGGAGCACAGCGACGACGUGUUCCAAAUCUUCAAAAUCCCCAAGAAGGUGAGGGACAAAGAGACAGCGCAAGACGGGCACAGGUCCAUAGACAGCUCGAGAGAGUCGUCUUUGAUGAGACAGGAGUCGAUCUCGGAAGGCAGAUCGGAGGACGAGGAGUCAAUGGCCUCGGUCACCUCGAGGGGCAAAAAGAGGAAGAUAACAAAAGUGACUCCAGAGGUGUCGGACCGAUUGAGGAACGUCAUCCAAGAGUCCUCACCGAGAGACGUGGACGUCGAAGUACGGCGACAUCAGGCCGAGGUCCUGAGGGUGGCGGCGACGUCCUCCAACCUCAAGGGGACGUACGUCAAAACCCUCAAGGAGGCAGUCGAGUACACCGUCGCGGCAUGGUCCCAUCAAACAACCACCUCCCGGGUGCCAGACUUCCUGGAAGAAAGGAAGAAGAGGGAGGCAUUGGAAAGAGAGGUGGAAGGCCUAAAGAGGGGGAACGAGGAACUGGAAAGAAGAAUAAACAGGUUCCUGAAAGGAACGGCCGGGACAGCGGCGCCGUCCCCGACGGAGGCGCAGGCUCCCCGGAGCAGCGGGAGGGCCAAGGACGACGUCAGGUCGGAGAUAGAGACGCUGAAGAAGUCGAUAAGCAGCCUCGGCCCAUCCCUGUUGGGGACCCUGAGGGAAGAGCUCAGGGAAGCCCUCAGGGAAACGGGCCUGCCGAGACAAACGACAGGAGGGAGCAUCAGCGGCAACAAAGAUCGGACGACGAUGCAGCAGACGGCGUGCCCGAAGCCUCCCCAACAACCCCCGCAACCCUCCCAACCCUCUCAACGGCGAGCGGGACAGGGACAGGAGACGGACGGGGAAUGGAGGACCGUGGUCUCGCGGAAGGCGAGACAGAAGGUGAAAAGGAAGGCCAGGGAACAGAGGAGGAAAGAAGCGGGCUACGGUGCCCCCCUCCCCAUCGCGCCCCAAACAAACAGGGCGGGAUCGGUGGUGGGACCAGCCGGGCAACCGCCAAGGACGACCCCCGCCACAUUAGGUGGAGGGGAAAGGAGGAAACAAAGAAACGGAGAGAAGGCAGGAGCCCAACCGGCGAAGCGGACGUACGCGACGGUGGCGGGCAGGGCAGGAUCGGCGGUCGAGAUCCUGGCGGAGGCGAGACGGGACAAGACCCUCCAGAAGUGCGGACUGGAGUACGUCCAAACGAGAAAGGCGGCGACCGGGGCCAUGGUGAUCAAUAUCCUGGACGACGCCGGCAUGAGCAAGGCCACGCAGUUGGCGUCGCGAUUAGCGGGGGUAUUAGACCCCUCCACCGUCAGAGUAUCAGUCCCGGUACCGACGGCCGAGAUCAAACUGGUGGGGGUCGACAUAUCCCUGAACGAAGAGGAACUGCUGGAAGAGCUGUCCAGGGCGGCGGACUGCCAGCCCCGCGACGUCAAAGCGUGGAACGCGGGAACAUCCAGAAGCGGCAUGGGGAUAUUUUACGCCAAGUGUCCCGUGGCCGGAGCCCGUAAACUGGCUCAAGCGGGGAAGGUCACACUGGGGUGGACCAGGGCAAAGGUGAUCGCACUCCCCAGGAGACCGCUCCAGUGUUACCGAUGCUUGGAGGUGGGCCACAUGGCGGCGAUAUGCGUCUCUCCGGUGAGAAGAACCCACCUGUGCUUCCGGUGCGGAGAAGAGGGGCACAGGGCGAGGAAUUGCACGGCCGCAUCGCCGAGAUGCUCCAUCUGCGAGGCAAAAGGAGCCCCGUCCAAACACAGGAUGGGAAGCGCGGCGUGCAAACCACCGGAGGUAGGACCAUCGGGAAGGAGAAGGGCGCGGAGAUCGGCGAUGGCCAAGGCAGCAGAGGCCACGGCGACAACCACGAUCAAGGGCGUCACCGGAGCCGCGGAGCAGGCCAGCCUGUCGGGCAACCCACCAGUCGGAGGGAAGGAUAGCACCAUCGGAGUGAGUGGCCCGGGGGAGGCCAUGGAGGUGACCGAGUAA
Messenger RNA from Bombus pascuorum, 2616 nucleotides. RefSeq lists its product as uncharacterized. NCBI's taxonomy places the organism in Eukaryota, Metazoa, Arthropoda, Insecta, Hymenoptera, Apidae. The transcript has 3 exons. Bases 1 to 2616 code for a protein of 871 amino acids. Gene Ontology annotation, molecular function: zinc ion binding; nucleic acid binding. The record is from RefSeq and is a predicted model, not a curated record.